CCAUCGUGCACGCGUAAUACGCUACGCUUCAACUAUCACCAGCAUUCCACGUCCAGGAAGACAGGAAGCAACGCUUCGCGGCACAGUUACCCAAGUUAAUGGACCGGGGAGCCCUACACAAAGACUAACGGCGCAGACAAGAACUCCUGCAAUGCAUCCACUCGUGUCAUGGUUCUUCUGCACAUCCGCCCUCAUCAUGAUACCGGCCAUACUCCUGCAGGUUCACUACAGAUUUGAGCAAUUUCGAGGUGUUAUCGGUGACCCUCCUCCACCUCCUGUCCCCAUUGACCUUUGGUGCGGAAAAGCUUAUCAUCCAACGGACCCUUCUUUCGACCCAGGCGGCGAGCUUGCCCCUCCAGAGCGCGAAGAUGGCUUACAGCUGGUGGUUUAUCCGCGCUACAGUUUCUAUCUGUCAUCAGAAAAAAAGGGUUCAUUGAUAGUAGAUACGCCUAUUCAACGCGUUUCCGGCGAACAUUUUAGAAGUAGGACAUCGGCCAAUUCCACCCGAGGACCAUCUACAUAUAUAUCCAUUCGGAUCAGCAACGCGCAGACAAGCGAAACCUUGGUCAAUUGGGAAACACUACCAGUCAAUUCGUGGGGUAAUGAGGUUGAAUUUGACUUGGGAAGUACGCCAGUGGAUCGGGGAAUCUCCUGGCUAGUCUCCGUCAUCGGCAGGUCGCCAGACGCAGCUUUACAGACGUCCUACUCCGGAGCAGCUACUGUAACAGUACUCCCGGAGAGGAAUGACGGCGGAAGCGUAGCCCGCGUUGAUUACCUCUUUGGUGGAAUUGAGGUCAGAUCCUCUCUUACCAAGGGAGAGUGGAAAACCAUCUACCCUUACUCAUUUUACACAUCAUGGGACUGGAUAUCGUCUACGAUCAACAGCGCCACUGCAACCAAGAAUCUCGCCACAUUCCGUGCGAAUGGUUACAACCUCAUCCAUCCAGUGCCGCCAGGAGGCACAGAUCCAUUUAAUCACACUGUCUUUGAGGAGUUCCUCCGCAUCUGCGACGAGCUGGAACUGUACGUAAUGUACGAUAUGCGCCACACGUACAAAAACAACACUUCGAUAUCUGCUCAACUCUCUCGCCUUCAACAUCACCCAUCCUUGCUACUGUAUUAUACUGCAGAUGAACCAGAUGGCUGGACUGACCCACUCAACGCCACACAGAUCGCAUAUCAGCACAUCAACUCAAUCGAUCCAUAUCAUCCGGUAUCCCUCGUCCUAAACUGUGCCAACUUUUACUUCAAGGACUACUCUUCAGGUGCCGAUAUUAUUCUGGAAGACACGUACCCCAUCGCAGUCAAUACCUCCUUCUCUACUGUCUACAACACACCUUGCAACACCACCUACGGCGACUGCGGCUGUGACAACUGCCACGCCUACGACCCCGCCUAUCCUGCAUACAUCAGAAACCCCUUCCUUGACAUCAUUGAGCGCACGGAAAACCUGCAAACAUACCAGGAAUGGCUCGGAGCUUCCGCGAAGAAACCCAUCUGGGGCGUCCCGCAAGCUUUCUAUGACAGAGGCAGUUUUUGGCAGCGAUGGCCAUCGAAGGAGGAGGAGGCUGUGAUGGCGAUUCUCAGACUGAAUCACGGGGCAAAGGGUAUAGUGGCAUGGUUAUAUCCGACGUCAGAUGAGAUUGAGGAAGUAACAUCUUCUUUGGCGAAGGUGGUGACUGCACCUGAAGUCACGAAGUAUACGCUUGGUACGAGGCGUGUUACGGCGCUGGACGUUGUAGGAGAUGAUGAGCUUGUCGAUGUAACGGCCUGGAUUCGGGAAGAAGGGAUGUUGUUGAGUUAUGUGUAUGUAGGGUAUACGGAGUAUACCAAGGAGGUGGAGAUCAGCCUACCGGAGGCCGUGACGGCUAUUGAAAGUCUGUGGGGAGAAGGGGGGAAAGACUGGACACUGGGCGGUGACGGUAAAACGAUGAGGAAGAGAGGGCUAACGGGUUUGGAAGUGGGUAUCCUCCAGCUUUCGAGGCGGGAUUCAACCAGUGGCUUAUACCCCAUCCAACAUGCCUAGGAGGACGAUCACUCUGGAGAGAUCGAGCGAUCUAGGGACGGUUACAUCGUGUCGAUGACUGAGCUAUAGUAUGCUUUGGACAAAAGCAGCGGGCCUCCAAUUAAUGUAUGGAGAAAGAAAAGGUACAGGUCAACUUGAGAAGCCUUCAUUCCUUCACCGACUCUAACUCCCGCGCGCCGCCCGUAUCGCG
This is a messenger RNA of Westerdykella ornata, 2216 nucleotides long. RefSeq lists its product as uncharacterized. The record is from RefSeq and is a predicted model, not a curated record. The transcript is spliced from 3 exons. The coding region runs from base 152 to 2026 and encodes 624 amino acids. NCBI's taxonomy places the organism in Eukaryota, Fungi, Ascomycota, Dothideomycetes, Pleosporales, Sporormiaceae.